AUGGAGGACGCAAAGCUGCAAGCGAUCCACGACCACCUUUCGCAGAAAAAACAGGAGAGAGGAAGUCGCGGCGGACUCGGUAAAGGAAGCGCGGCGCUCCGCGUUGCGCCUCCGCAGCCUGCGCCAGAAGGGAAUGGCCAUGUCUACUUCAGCGAAGACGACGACGAGAAAAAGAGGCGAAAGCAGAAGAAGCAAGGCGCAGGAACCGAAACCAAGGGAGCAAGCGAACCGUGGCCGUCGACUUCGCCCCUGUACGGCUUUUUCAUCCGCGGCGGUACUCUGGCUCCUUCUGCACCCGCUGAGCAGGACGCCUUCAUGGAUAAACUGAAGAAGGCACGGCGCCGCGGGAGUCACAGCAGCGCCGAGGGCGAAGCGCUGGCCUCUCAGGCCUCCGCCUCCUCUUCGCGGGAGAAGAAGGCGGAGGCGGCGUCGCCCAGAGCGGCGGAGAAGCGGAAGAAGAAGCGCCGAGAAGAAGAGGUCCCCGAUGAGGAAGCGGAGGCGGACGACGAACCUCAGGUUGAGAUACAGAAGAAGAAGAGAGUCAAGGAGGCGGAGGGCGUGGGCGGGGAUGUCUCGUGCGCAUCGAUUGUCCCUCUGCCGAAUGCCCGCGUGCUUCGCCUCUCGCUGUCGCGCGCCUCCAUCCCCUCGGCUUCCGCUGAGACUCCGUCGCUCGAGGCCGCAGUUGCAGCCCUUGUCGCCAGGGAGGCCGUCGCGGCGCUGAGUCCUGCGAAGAAGUCCGCGACGACGCCGAGCGCGUUCCUCGUUCUCGCGGGCUCAGGCCCCGUUGCGCGCGUCGCCCUCGAGACCGGCUGCGUGCUGAAGAAGCUCAAAAAGGCGCAGCUGACGCACAUCAGCGGCCUCCUCCGUCUAGGAGCGCAGAACGACACGCGGCUGUUUGGCACGUUUUUGGAAGGCGCCGACGACGGCGCCGGGGUCGCGGUGUCGGGUUCGUUUCAGGUAGGCGCAGCCGCGUGCAGAGCGGAUCAUGACAAGGCGUCAGCAGUCGCCAGACUGCAGCCAGUUCCCCUCGCGGCAGGAAAGAAGACGGUGCAGGGUUUGGGGGGGAACCGCGCAGAGCUGUGA
Messenger RNA from Besnoitia besnoiti, 1083 nucleotides. RefSeq lists its product as uncharacterized. The record is from RefSeq and is a predicted model, not a curated record. NCBI's taxonomy places the organism in Eukaryota, Apicomplexa, Conoidasida, Eucoccidiorida, Sarcocystidae. The transcript is spliced from 4 exons. The coding region runs from base 1 to 1083 and encodes 360 amino acids.